This is a messenger RNA of Gadus macrocephalus (Pacific cod), 1164 nucleotides long. It is a transcript of the gene cnih3, whose product is annotated as cornichon family AMPA receptor auxiliary protein 3. Gene Ontology annotation, cellular component: dendrite; synapse. The record is from RefSeq and is a predicted model, not a curated record. Gene Ontology annotation, biological process: regulation of AMPA receptor activity; vesicle-mediated transport. NCBI's taxonomy places the organism in Eukaryota, Metazoa, Chordata, Actinopteri, Gadiformes, Gadidae.
CACACACACACACACACACACACACACACACACACACACACACACACACACACACACACAUAAGCGCGCACACGUCUUGAGAUUGAGCUGCUCUUUUAAAUCCACCUGUCCAGGUCUGCUCGCGCUCUCGCUUGCGGGCUGCUGAUUGGUCGGCUGAGAGAGGAAACCCCGUGCUCUCCGGCUCCAGAACAAAAGCCUCUUCAUCCUCAUCCUCAUCUUCAUCCUCUCCGAACUGCUAGGCGACCUCAGUCUUCCUCUCGUCGCGGGACGGAUUACCGCGAGGGCUCCGCGUCUCCGGGUUAGCGCGCGCCUGCACCUCGUCUCCUCCUCCUCCUCCUCCUCCUCCUCCUCCUCCUCCUCCUCCUCCAUGGAGCUAAACACACUCCGCGACCCCCGCUGCUGAAGCCAUCCCUCCCCUCACCCAUCUCCUCCUCCAACCGUCUCCUCCUCCACCCAUCUCCUCCUCCACCCUGCGCUCGAGCGGAAGUCCUCAGACACAUCUGGAGACGAGGCGCCAUGUGGUGAUGCCGCUCCGCCGCGCGCCGCGUCUCCCCACGGCGCCCUGACCGCCGCUCUCCCGCACCUCGUCGCGCGCCUCCCCCGAUGUGUUUGGUCGGCGCGGCGCUCGUGGGAAGCCAGCCGUCCUUCGCCCUCUCCACCAUGUUCACGUUCGCCGCCUUCUGCUACAUGCUGUCGCUCGUGCUGUGCGCCUCGCUCAUCUUCUUCGCGAUCUGGCACAUCACUGCGUUCGAGGAGCUCCAGGCCGACUUCAAGGUGCCGAUCGAUCAGGGAAACCCACUCCACGCGAGAGAGAGGCUUCGCAACAUUGAGCGCAUCUGCAACCUGCUGAGAAAGCUGGUUCUCCCAGAGUACUCCAUCCAUGGUCUGUUCUGCAUCAUGUUCCUGUGCGCCCAGGAGUGGCUCACGGUCGGGCUGAACAUCCCUCUGCUGUUCUACAACACCUGGAGCCGGUACUUCCACAGCCCGACCGACACCAAGGAGCUCCUCUACGACCGGCCGGUCAUGAACGGGGACACCCUCAAGUUCUGCCUGAAGGAGGCCUGGUGCAAGCUGUCCUUCUUCGUCCUCUCCUUCUACUAUCUCUACUGUGAGUUCUCUCCAUGUGUUCACCAUAGUGAGUUCUCUCCACGGUUCACCAAGUGA